UUCUAGGGACAAAGGGCAGGCAGUUAGUCUGUGGACAUCUGCGGUUGCGGACUCAAGCCAUGGCGGGGGCUGAAUGGGAGUCGCUGGAGCAGUGCUUGGAGAAGCACCUGCCGCCCGCAGACUUGCGGGAGGUGAAACGGAUUCUCUAUGGCAAGGAGAUCAGGAAGCUUGAUCUGCCCGGCAGGGCUUUCAAAGCUGCCUCCGAAGGUGACUUUGAGCUGCAGGGAUAUGCCUUUGAGGCGGCAGAGGAGCAGCUGAGGCAACCUCGGACCGUGCGUGUGGGGCUUGUUCAGAACAGAAUCCCUCUCCCCACGGAUGCCCCUGUGGCAAAACAGGUCGCUGCGGUUCACAGGCGCAUGGAGGCCAUCGUAGCGGUGGCUGCAAUGUGUGGAGUCAAUAUCAUCUGUUUCCAGGAAGCGUGGACUAUGCCCUUUUUCUUCUGUACGAGAGAGAAGCUUCCUUGGACAGAAUUUGCUGAGUCAGCAGAGGAUGGGCCCACCACCAGAUUCUGUCAGAAGCUGGCAAAGAAGCACGACAUGGUGGUGAUAUCCCCCAUCCUGGAACGAGACGGAGCGCACGGGGAUGUUUUGUGGAACACAGCCGUGGUGAUCUCCAAUUCUGGAAUGGUCCUGGGAAAGACCAGGAAAAACCACAUCCCCAGAGUGGGAGAUUUCAACGAGUCGACUUACUACGUGGAGGGAAACCUGGGCCACCCCGUGUUCCAGACUCAGUUCGGGAGGAUUGCGGUGAACAUUUGCUUCGGGCGGCACCACCCCCUCAACUGGCUCAUGUACAGCAUCAAUGGGGCCGAGAUUGUCUUCAACCCCUCAGCCACCAUCGGAGCACUCAGUGAGUCCAUGUGGCCAAUCGAGGCCAGAAAUGCAGCCAUUGCCAAUCACUGCUUCACCUGUGCCAUCAACCGCGUGGGCGAGGAGCACUUCCCGAAUGAGUUUACCUCUGGAGAUGGGAAGAAAGCUCACCAGGACUUCGGCUACUUUUAUGGCUCGAGCUAUGUGGCAGCCCCUGACAGCAGCCGCACUCCUGGGCUCUCCCGCAACCAGGACGGGCUGCUGGUUGCUGAGCUCAACCUCAACCUCUGCCGGCAGAUGAAUGACAGCUGGAACUUCAAGAUGACGGGCAGAUAUGAGAUGUAUGCACGAGAGCUUGCGGAAGCUGUCAAACCCAACUACAGCCCCAACAAUGUGAAAGAGUAGCUGGCCUCAGGCCCUGCCCACCAAAGAGGGCAUCUCUGCCCCAACAGAUUAGCAAGGCGGCAAGCUUUACAAGUCCAAGUUCUCCCUGAUGAUGCCUGAUAACGUUGCUUCCCAUAUUGGUUUAAAAAUGCCUAGAUGGGGUAUGUAGAAUGAGGAAUGACUGCUUAAUGGGUAUGAGGUUUCCUUCUGGGUGACGAAAAUAUUUUGGGACUAGAUAGAGGUAAUGGUUAUACAACCUUGUGAAUGUUGUAUAGUUUAAAAUGGUUAAUUUUAUGUUAUGUGAAUUUUACUUCAAUUUUUUAAAAGUGCCCAGGCACUGAUAGUGCAGUUUGAUUUGAAGUUAGGCAGAUGGGAUGCCCCACUCCUGAGGUUCCUCAUGUCUCCAUUUAGAUUGUCAGCAGCUUGAGGGUAAGGGUGGGAGAGGGCGAGGCUGGUCCAGAGUCACCAAA
Molecule: messenger RNA, 1663 nt
Organism: Ceratotherium simum simum (southern white rhinoceros)
Lineage: Eukaryota; Metazoa; Chordata; Mammalia; Perissodactyla; Rhinocerotidae
Gene: UPB1
Product: beta-ureidopropionase 1
Molecular function (GO): beta-ureidopropionase activity
Source: RefSeq, a predicted model, not a curated record